Polyodon spathula (Mississippi paddlefish) is the source of this 645-nucleotide messenger RNA. RefSeq names its product transmembrane emp24 domain-containing protein 5-like. Lineage: Eukaryota; Metazoa; Chordata; Actinopteri; Acipenseriformes; Polyodontidae. Gene Ontology annotation, cellular component: COPII-coated ER to Golgi transport vesicle; endoplasmic reticulum; Golgi apparatus. Gene Ontology annotation, biological process: endoplasmic reticulum to Golgi vesicle-mediated transport; Golgi organization; intracellular protein transport. The coding region runs from base 1 to 645 and encodes 214 amino acids. The record is from RefSeq and is a predicted model, not a curated record. The transcript has 4 exons.
AUGGGUACGGAGGUGGGGGUCGGCCCCCCAGGCAGAUACGGGACCCCGGGACUGUCCGGGCUAACGGUCCUCAUCCCGCCAGGACAAGACAGCUGUGUGUACUUCCCUGUCCAGCCAGAUGACCAGUGGAUAUUCUACUACCAGGUGAUUCGGGGGGUGAAGAGUGGAGUGGAUUUCUACAUUCUCAACCCAGAUCAUCACUUCUUAGUGUUGGACAAGAGGCAAGCCAGUGGCAAACACAGAAUCCAGAUGGAGCAGGCUGGAGAUCACAUGAUGUGUUUUGAUAAUUUCUUCGGCUUCACAGAGGAGAAAGUGGUCAGCUUUCACCUGCUGCUGCGCUACAGGAUACAGGAAAGCGCCGCCAACAGGCCGGACAACAAAACUGCAGGGCGGUCCCUCACUUCCAUGGAGAACUCACUGGCCCUGCUGAGGGAGCGUCUCCAGCGCUGUGGGCAUUACCAGCGGGUCUUGCGCUACGGGAUGGUUCUGGAUCAUGAGGAGCAGUCCCUCAAUGCCUGGCGGGUUCAGUUUUGGUCUGCUUUCAUCCUGCUGCUGAUCCCCUGUGUCUCCGCUUUGCAGGUCCAUGCAGUCAAGGCUCAGUUCAGGGGUCCUACCAUCUACACAGGCUUCCGCAUAUGCAACUAG